Morus notabilis is the source of this 1497-nucleotide messenger RNA. RefSeq names its product E3 ubiquitin-protein ligase SINAT5. The transcript is spliced from 3 exons. The coding region runs from base 308 to 1327 and encodes 339 amino acids. Gene Ontology annotation, cellular component: cytoplasm. Gene Ontology annotation, molecular function: protein binding; ubiquitin protein ligase activity; zinc ion binding. The record is from RefSeq and is a predicted model, not a curated record. Gene Ontology annotation, biological process: multicellular organism development; ubiquitin-dependent protein catabolic process. NCBI's taxonomy places the organism in Eukaryota, Viridiplantae, Streptophyta, Magnoliopsida, Rosales, Moraceae.
GGAAAGAGCCAAGAAAAGAACCUCUUUCUUUGUGGAGAGAGAAAGAGAGAGAGAGGGGGUUUGUUUGGUUCCUGGGAAUCUGAUCGAACCAUCUUUCCCUCCCCCUUCUUUUCCUUUUUCCUCUUUCUUUUCCGAAUCAUUUUCUCUGCUCAACCGAAGAAGAAGAAGAAGAAGAGGAAAGAGAAGGAAGCUUCGAGAAAACGCCGAGAAAGUUUAGAAAGAAAGGAAAUCCCCGAAAAAAUCCCAAUUUUUGCGAUUAAGUUUUUUUUUUUUUUUUUUUUUGAAUUUCUGAUAUUUCUAAGAAGUAAUGGAUUUGGAGAGCAUUGAAUGUGUGUCAUCCUCUGAUGGUCUGGACGAGGAUGAUAUCCAUCAGCACCAUAAUACUCUGCAUCCCCAUCCCCAUCCUCAUCCUCAUCCUCAUCAGCACCAUUCCGAUUUCUCUUCUUCAAAGUCUCGCUCCAAUGCCACCAGCAAUUCCACCAUCACCGGGCCCACCGCCAUUGCUCCCGCCACCAGCGUCCACGAAUUGCUCGAAUGCCCUGUCUGCACCAACUCCAUGUAUCCGCCAAUCCAUCAGUGCCACAAUGGACACACCUUGUGCUCCACCUGUAAAACAAGGGUACACAACCGGUGUCCCACUUGUAGGCAGGAACUUGGGGAUAUUAGGUGUUUGGCCCUUGAGAAGGUUGCCGAGUCACUUGAACUGCCCUGCAAGUAUUACAACCUUGGAUGCCCCGAAAUAUUUCCCUACUACAGCAAACUUAAGCAUGAGUCAGUGUGCAACUUCAGACCCUACAACUGCCCAUAUGCUGGAUCAGAGUGCUCCCAUGUCGGGGAUAUCCCUUUCCUGGUUGCCCAUCUGAGAGAUGAUCACAAGGUAGAUAUGCAUUCAGGUUGCACAUUCAACCAUCGCUAUGUGAAGUCGAAUCCCCGGGAAGUAGAGAAUGCCACUUGGAUGCUUACAGUUUUCCAUUGCUUCGGCCAAUACUUUUGCCUACAUUUUGAAGCCUUCCAGCUGGGAAUGGCCCCUGUUUACAUGGCAUUUCUUCGGUUCAUGGGCGAUGAGAAUGAAGCUCGUAACUACAGCUAUAGCCUCGAGGUUGGAGGUAACGGCAGGAAACUCAUAUGGGAGGGCACCCCACGAAGCAUCCGGGAUAGCCACCGAAAGGUGAGAGAUAGCCAUGAUGGUCUUAUCAUCCAGCGAAAUAUGGCUCUUUUCUUCUCAGGCGGUGACAGGAAAGAGUUGAAGCUAAGGGUUACAGGCAGAAUAUGGAAAGAACAGCAGAAUCCUGAUACUGGGGUGUGCAUACCAAAUCUGUGUAGCUGAGACGAAUAUGAUUUUUUAAGGCAUUUUUACAGUUUGUGUUGAGGACACUGCUGUGUGUGUUGUAUACCACUGUGCGUAGCCUUUUUUUUUUAACGGGAACGAAACUUUUGAGGUUUGAAAGUCUUCAUAUUUAAUAAAUUGUAUAAUAAGCAGGCUUUCUUCCUUCAUCA